AAAGCCUCCGCUACAGGUGCGCCAGAUACAUUUGAGCGACCUAUUCGUGAACUUUUUGUUUGGGCUCUUUUAAACGGGCGAUUUGAAAUGGCAAAAUAUCUUUGGUCCUUGGAGAAGGAAUCUAUCCCUUCUGCCCUUAUGGCCGCAAUGAUGCUGCGUCGUAUGGCUAAAAGUGUGGACGAUGAAACCGAUAAAGAAGAUCUUAUCUGCAAUGCCAGGUGA
Messenger RNA from Protopolystoma xenopodis, 222 nucleotides. NCBI's taxonomy places the organism in Eukaryota, Metazoa, Platyhelminthes, Monogenea, Polystomatidea, Polystomatidae. The record is from the annotation of a GenBank genome assembly.